This is a messenger RNA of Drosophila bipectinata, 2116 nucleotides long. It is a transcript of the gene Eno, whose product is annotated as alpha-enolase. The record is from RefSeq and is a predicted model, not a curated record. Gene Ontology annotation, molecular function: phosphopyruvate hydratase activity; magnesium ion binding. Gene Ontology annotation, biological process: glycolytic process. Gene Ontology annotation, cellular component: phosphopyruvate hydratase complex. NCBI's taxonomy places the organism in Eukaryota, Metazoa, Arthropoda, Insecta, Diptera, Drosophilidae.
GCGCACAUUUUGGGGCUGCGCAGCUCUCUCGGGGUUGCUCCCCGGCUCUGUCGCAAAAGCAGCGAGUCGGCAGCGGGCGUUUUCUCAGCGUUUUUAGUCACUGUCAGAACGAAAUCAGCAGCCAGAAAGUCGCAAGCGAUUCUUCCGUCUGGAUUUAAUUUUGUGAGGUUCAAUAGUAAUUGUGACAGCAGCAAUAUGACCAUCAAGUCGAUCAAGGCCCGUCAAAUCUACGACUCCCGUGGCAACCCCACCGUGGAGGUUGACCUGACCACCGAGCUGGGUCUGUUCCGUGCUGCCGUGCCCUCUGGUGCCUCCACCGGUGUCCACGAGGCUCUGGAGCUCCGUGACAACGACAAGGCCAACUACCAUGGCAAGUCGGUGCUGAAGGCUGUCGGUCAUGUCAACGACACUUUGGGACCCGAGCUGAUCAAGGCCAACCUGGAUGUGGUCGAUCAGGCCGCCAUUGACAACUUCAUGCUUAAACUGGACGGUACUGAGAACAAGAGCAAGUUCGGUGCCAACGCCAUCCUGGGUGUUUCUUUGGCUGUGGCCAAGGCCGGUGCCGCCAAGAAGAACGUGCCCCUGUACAAACACAUCGCUGAUCUGGCUGGCAACACCGACAUCAUCCUGCCCGUGCCCGCUUUCAACGUGAUCAACGGUGGCAGCCACGCUGGCAACAAGCUGGCCAUGCAGGAGUUCAUGAUCCUGCCCACCGGCGCCACCAGCUUCACCGAGGCCAUGAAGAUGGGCUCUGAGGUGUACCACCACCUUAAGAACGUGAUCAAGGCCAAGUUCGGUCUGGAUGCCACCUCUGUAGGCGAUGAGGGUGGUUUCGCCCCCAACAUCCAGUCCAACAAGGAGGCCCUCUGCCUGAUCACCGAUGCCAUCGCCAAGGCUGGCUACACCGGCAAGAUCGAAAUCGGCAUGGAUGUCGCUGCUUCUGAGUUCUUCAGGGACGGUCUGUACGAUCUGGACUUCAAGAACCCCGCCAGUGACAAGGCCCAGUGGCUGGCCCCCGAGAAGCUGAGCAACCUGUACCAGGAGUUCAUCAAGGACUUCCCCAUCGUCUCGAUUGAGGAUCCCUUCGACCAGGACCACUGGGAGGCCUGGACUGCCCUGACUGGCGCCACCAAGAUCCAGAUCGUUGGUGAUGAUUUGACCGUCACCAACCCCAAGCGCAUUGCCACCGCUGUGGAGAAGAAGGCCUGCAACUGCCUGUUGCUGAAGGUCAACCAGAUCGGUACCGUCACCGAGUCCAUUGAUGCUCAUCUGCUGGCCAAGAAGAACGGCUGGGGCACCAUGGUGUCUCACCGCUCCGGCGAGACCGAGGACUCCUUCAUCGGUGACUUGGUGGUGGGUCUGUCCACUGGCCAGAUCAAGACCGGUGCUCCUUGCCGUUCGGAGCGUCUGGCCAAAUACAACCAGAUUCUGCGCAUCGAGGAGGAGAUCGGCUCCGGAGUCAAGUUUGCCGGCAAGAACUUCAGGAAGCCCCAGUAAGGUGCAGGCCACUUCAAAAUUCCAACCACACCGUCGAGACGGCGCCCAUUAUGAGAACUGCAUCCUGGAACACGUUCCUGGAGGAUGAAUGGAGGCAGGAGUCGUCAAGAGAUAUGACGGUGCACGUGUUCGUCAACCUUCACCAUCGGAAUUUGUGUCUGGCGCACAAAUGAAUCAUAAAUUACUAAACCUUUACUGUCUCUAUGCUUCUUUAUAAGACAUUAUUAUUAAUGUUACACCAUUGAUCUAAUCAUUAUUUAUAUUAAAAAACCAAUUACAAACAAAAAGAAAAAGAAAAACCUAUCAACAGCUUGGAAUAUCGUUAUUGUAGUCGCUGUAAUUCAUUUGAAAUUAUAUAUUGAUCUACACACAAGACAACACCAUAUACAAAACAUAAAAUGCAGUUAAUGGUUACAAAAUUGUUGAGACAUAGAAUUUAAGCAGAAAAUCGUUGAAAUCACUCGGAUCGAUUUAAUAUACAGCCCAUAGGUAAAGUCAGUACACCAAAACGUUAAACAGAUUAAGAGUGCGUACAAAUAUUUAAUUGGUUAGUUGAUGUCAAAUAAACGUCUUAAAAAAACAUGUCUUUUUGAAGUGUUUUUGAAAAGUUUUGAAAUGA